AUGGAGUCUCCAGCGGCCUUUCCAGACACCCCAGUGGAACAUGACGAUGUGAUUUUCCACUGCAAAGGAUGUGGCGAUAUCCUGGAGGAAGGAAAAGCAUUCGAAUUAGCUGGUAACCGAUGGCAUAUCGAUUGUUUUCGUUGCAACACUUGCGAUUCCGCCCUAGAUUCCGAUGCGAACCUGUUGAUGCUGGGAGACGGUUCCUUGAUUUGCAACAAUUGUACCUAUAGCUGCUGUGCCUGUGGCAACAAGAUUGAGGAUCUGGCCAUUCUCACGGGCGACCAAGCAUUCUGUGGAAAUUGCUUUCGAUGCCGCAACUGCAAACGCAAAAUUGAAAAUCUGCGAUAUGCCCGCACUUCACAGGGUAUAUUCUGCAUGAAUUGUCAUGAAUCUUUGAUGGCGAGGCGGCGCAAAAAGGCGAAGAUGGCCAAACAGAAUACGGCAAGCUCCCUUGCCAAUUCUCCCAUGUUACUCGACAAGUCCCUGCCUUCUCUUCCGCCAAGUGCCAUUCCGCCAAACGCAUUUACGCCAGACCCAAGCUUGUUAGAAAGCCCCCCAGAACGCCGUGAUCGCUCACCCCAGCCGAGGCGAUCAUCGGCCACUGGCUCAGAGCGCCGGGAGAUACAACGCGAUCGCUCCCCAGCAACGAUCCGUGAGGCUUCAAAAGAAACACUUACCCUGCCGCCCACGACUUACAAGGAAGAACGGCGUUCGAGGGCUUCACCCCAAGCGGAAUCGCCCACUGGUGACGACGGCUUCUUUAUCCCCUUGGCGUUGGAUGAGUCCGUUGCUUCUCCAUCAUCCGCAGUCUCAAAACCCAAGACAGGCGUCCCUGUUUCUCCGGAUCAGCUUGAUGCUAGGCUAUCGGAUGCCAAGUCGCUUGGUCGUGAUAUAUACCCUCAGAGCCGGAGUUCUUCUCUGGGUUCGCAGCAGCCCCAGCAGCCCCAGCCCCAGCAGCAGCAGCAGCAGCAGCAGCAGCAGCAGCCGCAGGAUAGCAGGCCGGUAUCUUCCAGGUCCCUGUCCGUGCCAAAGGAGAGACAAAACCGGGCAUCAUCGUACACGGGGGCCAGCCCGCACAUAGCUUUUCAGGGCAAGGAUCGCCAACCGUCUAACGAACUCGUGGAGACAAUGCGAAAGCGCAAGGAGAUAUUACCGGCACCUACCCCCAACGCAACCAACCAGUCUCCCGUCGCUGGCGGCAGCGACAAACUCUCCCAAACACAAUCUGCAACAAGCUCUAGUCCGCACACCGCAGCAAGUAAUCUUCAGCUUCCCGAAAGCAUUUCUAGCCGUGUCUCUAGCCGUGCUUCGAGUCCAGCACACAGUGAAAGGUUCAAGUUGCAGGACGUUCCUCAAUCGAAGAAGGCGGGCGGUUCUGCAAGAGCGGUGGACACCUCACGGUCGCCCUCCAUCAUCGACCGUGCCAGCUCCGAAAGUGCACAAAAGAAGAUGGAAGAGCCACCCCGCAGGCGGGAGCCCCCACGGUCGGCAUACGGACAUGAUGGAGCCGAGACUCCCCGAACAUCGGAAGAGACCAAGAAGAAGCAUGACACGCCGUCACUUAGUGGGCAUAGCAGUCCGUUUAUGAGACCCUCUGAAGAAUCUCCAAGACCACCUCGGGAAGAGUCGAUGGGUGCUGUUCCCCAGAGACAUUCUAUUUCGAGGAAGGAGGUUCCCGACAGAGGCGCUUUUAAACCAUCCGUAUCUUCAACUCCUGAUCAUCACCGACCAUCCACACCACCGCAAGCCCCGCCGCCGCCGCCGCCAGGCUUCAUGGGCUCACCAAACAACCUGGUUCAGCUCAAUGGAGGUAGGACGAUAUCUGCGCCUAUGGAAUCUCCUGAUGCGCGAAGCAUGCACGACCCUUCGUUGCCUGCACGUGUCGAAGUUCGUCCAUCGUCAGCGCGACCCUCACAAUCAGACACGUUUACGAUGCCAAGAUCCCCUCCGCGACCUCCAACUUCGCGGCACAAGACACGCAAUUCGUCCAUUAGCACCGCGCAAAGUGAAUCUUCCCGAAAUGGCGAUGUGCCGGUUGGCUUGCCCCGCUACAGUGGUCACGGCGAGUUUUCCAUGGAUGAAGACAUGGCUCGGAUUUGGGGAGCAGACGAGCAAGAGAACCCUACUUCAAUGUUGCGCAGGAUUUCAAAGACCGUUCGACACGGUCGCAGCUUCAGCGACAAGGGCUUGCGCUUAUCCAACUCCCCAAAGUGGCCCAAAUCCCCUCUCAAUUCAAUCGCUGCUGGCCAUCCACAUGAUAUUGGCAGUCCUUCGUCUGCUUCGCCAGAUGCAAGGGACGAGAAUGUAUGGUUGAGGGGUGAACUCCGUCAGGCGCAACAGCGAAUUGCUGAAUUAGAGGCCGAAUCAAACGUGCUCAAGAUUCAAGUGAAUGGCACGGCAGACAUUAAUCAAGUGAAUACGGAACUUCGAGAGAAGCGAUCAACCGUAGCAAUCCUUGACACUCAAAAAGAAGUUAUCGUUAGAGAACUCGAGGUCAUGGCUGACCAUAUUGCCAAGGCUAAGCAUAGCGACCGACCAUUUGAUGUGGGCGAAUUGAAAUCGGGCGUGCUCCAAGAUUUGGCCCUUUCUAUGCGAAAGCUCAAGGAGACAUUUACGUCAGACAUUGAAGAACUGGUGCAGAGGAAGCACCAACUAACGGACGAGAUUACGAAUCUGACCUCGGCAAAGGAAAAGAGUAUUCAGGAAUUCGAGCAACUCACUUUGAAAAACGCUCAGCUGGCUGAGCUCAACAAUCAACUCGUUCAUAACAUUCAAGGCCUGUACAAGGCGAAUCGUGAUCCGUCGGCUGACAACCUUCGACCCUCCAACGGGCUUGGAAUCUAUACACACCAUCACAAGGAGAAGUCCGAGACCUCAAUGGAUCUGCGCCCGUCUACAGCGGACAACAGUCUCACUGCGUCCCAGACGACCUUGCAGCCUGAGCACGAUGUUGAACCGGCCACAGUGCUUUCCACGCCUCAAGUAGUCAACAUUCGGAAAGGGCAGCCCAAGAAGUUCAACUGGAAGCGUGGUGGGCACACCGUUGCUAAAGGUGUCUCGAAAGGUUUCAAGGGCGCCUUCCUGUCCAGCAGCCAGCAGCAACAGCAAAUGCAGCGAGAAGGCCAUCUCACCGAAGGUCUUCCAUAUGGCAUGCUCACGCCUGGUGCUGAGCCAACCAUAGGUGGAACUCGCUCACAGGCCGACACCGGCCGUCAACCCUUUGGAUUCUUUGGCAAUCAGAAACAGGGGACAAACAAGGCUGGUCAAUGGAAAGGGACAAACAAUGGCAGUGGAAACUUUUCCACAACGCCUUCUGAUGAUGGAUCAAAUCUCUUUGGGACGGAGCUGGAACUUCGAACCCAGUUUGAGAAGAGAGAGAUACCAAGUAUCGUGAUCCGUUGUAUUGAAGAGGUUGAAUUACGAGGCAUGGACGUCGAAGGAAUCUACCGCAAGAGCGGUGGAGCCGGACAGGUCAAGCUCGUUGUUGAAGGUUUCGAGAAGUCAGAAGAUUUCGACCUUUCAGAUCCGGAUCUCGACAUACACGCCGUCACAUCUGCGCUCAAGCAGUAUUUCCAUAAGCUUCCCACUCCACUAAUUACCUACGACGUAUAUGAUCUGUUGCUCGAUUCAAACCGGAUCUCGGACGUCGAGAAACGAAUGAUCGCCAUGAGGUCAGCCCUCGAUGAACUUCCGCGCAGCCACGGUGACACUCUUGAGUUUCUUAUAUUCCAUCUAGCUCGGGUUCUAGACCGAGUUGAUGAAAACAAGAUGCCACCUCUUAAUUUGGCCGUCGUCUUUGCUCCGACCAUCAUGAGACCUCUCUCUAUCGAGCGUGAGAUGACCGAUAUCCAAGCCAAGCAGGAUGCUGUCCGAUUCCUGAUUGAGCACAACAAAGCCAUUUUCAUGCAUGAUCAACUGGACAUUUAA
Molecule: messenger RNA, 3927 nt
Organism: Xylona heveae TC161
Lineage: Eukaryota; Fungi; Ascomycota; Xylonomycetes; Xylonales; Xylonaceae
Product: RhoGAP-domain-containing protein
Exons: 8
Coding region: 1-3927 (1308 amino acids)
Biological process (GO): signal transduction; regulation of GTPase activity
Cellular component (GO): cytoplasm
Source: RefSeq, a predicted model, not a curated record